Messenger RNA from Anoplophora glabripennis (Asian longhorned beetle), 3828 nucleotides. Its product is annotated as DEAD-box ATP-dependent RNA helicase 20. The record is from RefSeq and is a predicted model, not a curated record. Gene Ontology annotation, cellular component: nucleus; cytoplasm; ribonucleoprotein complex. The coding region runs from base 113 to 2266 and encodes 717 amino acids. Gene Ontology annotation, molecular function: RNA helicase activity; RNA binding; ATP binding. Lineage: Eukaryota; Metazoa; Arthropoda; Insecta; Coleoptera; Cerambycidae. The transcript is spliced from 5 exons.
GCACGAACGAUCUACGCAUUCAGAAAGUCGUUUGUUGGCCGGUCUGGUUGGAGUAAGAUAACUGAUUUAGGAAGCCAUUAGAAGCACUUGCUGACAUUCUUUUGCUGCAAAGAUGCAGUAUAACAACGUUUUUCAUAACAAUUCAAUGUUUAGGUCCAGACACGACCGAGUUGACCAACAACAACAGUACAACAAGCAAUCGAAUUAUUGGUCCGGCCCUCCUCAGCACAGCAUGGCCCCCGUACAAGACUUUGGCGGUCCAAAGCAGUACAAGAAGAAGCAACUACAACAGAAAGAAGAGAAUAACAUCCAGCUGUCGCUGCCGUCCUGGCAGGACGCUGACUUAAAGCCUUUCCGAAAGGAUUUCUACGAACCCCAUCCCAACACCAAGAAUAGAAGCCAGCUGGAUAUCGACACUUACAGGAAGCAUAAUGACAUCAUAGUACGCGGCAACGACGUACCGUUCCCCAACUUCUGUUUCGAGGAAGGUAGCUUCCCCGAAUACGUCAUGCAGGUACUGUUGAAGCAGGGAUUUAACGAGCCUACGGCCAUCCAGUCUCAAGGCUGGCCUGUAGUGCUGUCUGGGAGAGAUCUGGUGGGGAUCGCCCAGACGGGUUCAGGGAAAACCCUAGCCUACAUGCUGCCUGCGACCGUCCACAUCAAUCACCAGCAGAGGCCGCAGAGGGGCGAAGGACCGAUCGCGCUCAUUCUUGCUCCAACCAGAGAACUGGCCCAACAAAUUCAGAAGGUCGCUCACGAUUUCGGAUCGACCACCAUGAUCCGCAACACGUGCAUCUUCGGGGGUUCCCCGAAGGGCCCCCAGGCGAGGGAUCUGGAACGCGGCGUUGAAAUCGUGAUAGCCACCCCCGGUAGGCUGAUCGACUUCCUGGAGAAGGGCACCACGAACCUACAGAGGUGCACGUACUUGGUUCUGGACGAGGCGGACCGUAUGCUCGAUAUGGGAUUCGAGCCACAGAUCAGGAAGAUCAUACAGCAGAUCAGGCCCGACAGGCAAGUUCUCAUGUGGUCCGCGACUUGGCCCAAGCAGGUGCAGGCGUUGGCGGAGGAGUUCCUCGUUGACUACGUUCAAGUCAAUGUUGGUGGGCUGUCCCUAUCUGCAAACCACAACAUCAAACAAAUCAUCGAAGUUUGCGAGGAGGCUGACAAAGAGGAGAAGCUAACGAAACUACUGAAAGAGAUCGGGUCCGACAGACAGAACAAAAUCAUAGUUUUCGUGGAGACGAAAAAGAAAGUCGACGACAUCACGAAGGUCAUAAAGCGAGACGGUUUCGCCGCCAUCUGCAUACACGGCGAUAAGUCGCAACCCGAGCGGGACUACGUCCUCUCGGAGUUCCGCAACGGAAAAUUUUCAAUUCUGGUAGCUACAGACGUGGCGGCCAGGGGCCUAGACGUCGAAGACGUCAAGUACGUCAUCAACUAUGACUACCCUAAUUCCAGCGAGGAUUAUGUCCACCGUAUCGGGCGUACCGGUAGGUGCCAACAAGCCGGGACGGCGUACGCGUUCUUCACUUCGAAUAACCAGAGGCAGGCCAAGGACCUGAUAGCCGUUCUAGAAGAAGCGGGCCAGACGGUCACACCUCAGUUGCAGGAACUCGCUCAGAGUGCCAGGUCCACCCAGAACAACCGGAACCGCUGGCACAACAACCGCAACAAGGACAACUCGUCGCCCAGCUCGCAGAAUUCCGGCGGGAAGAGCAAGACCUGGUCCAAUAACAAGACGUUCAAUAACAGCAACGAAUUCAGACCGAACGGCAUCAGAAAUAACAUUAACGGCAACAGGAACGAGGGGGUACAGAGGAAUCCAAGGAACAAUUAUUCCAACUCCGGUUUUACUUAUACGAAUUCGCAGUUCCAAAAUAACCAGGGGUAUCAGCAGUCGUACAGCCCCCCCAGCGUUUAUCAGCAGAUGCAGAGCGGGCAAGGACAUUCUUACGGCAACAACCCUCGCAGCUACAACAACCAACGGUACAACCGUCAAUCGUACCAGGGCCACUCCCAGGGCGGCAGCCCCAACAUGUACCACACGAUGCCCGCCCAUUACAUGAUGCAGACGCCCGGCACGGACGGCAUGCAGUCCAUCAUCAACCACAAGUUCUUCCAGAGCCGAGGCCUGCCCAGCACCACGAACCCGUGCGCCUACCAGUCCAUGGGCCAGGGCCAGGCGGCCGCCUACAACCAGUUCCCCGGGGCGGUGCAGUACGCCUACCAGUACACGCAGCCGCCCACCGCUGCGGUGCAGCAGUAAGUCUCCUCCGGGAGACGUUCCCCUCUGCCAGCACAUCGGACGGUAGUCAAAAAUUAAUAUUCCAGUACAAAAUUAGUCGUUGCGACGUGUCGGAACAAAUUUCUUUUUUUUUUUUGUCUCCUUUGGGCUGCUCCCGUCCCCGAUGUGGUGGUCCCCCCCCCUCCCAUAGGUGGUGGCUGCACUGCUUCGCUUGAUGUUAUAAAACCCUACCCGUUAAGGCUCUCCGAAGAUUCUAGGUGUUUGUUCGCUGCAGCGGCCCUUCUGCUCCCCCGGCAAAGCCGCCCGUCAGCGUCUAUGUUUAUAUCCCUUUAGUGUGUACUCUCUCUGUGUGAGUUGUUAGCGUAGUACCCAGUAACUAUCUGUAUGCUGUUGAAAUGCACGAAACAUAUAGAAGGGGAGUUUGGGCUUGUUUCGUUAUAGUAUUUUAUACAAUAUUGAUGCUGAGAUGUAUCGUACCGAAAUGUAGUUAAAUAAAGCAGUCAAAAAUUUAUAUUUCAAUGCGUCCGCGUGCCGACGGAAGGAUCUGACUGGGUUGGAAAUUGAUGGUAGUUUUCAGUUUUUUAUUUUAUUUUCCUUUUUUAUUUCGUUCAGGCGGUGGUCGCCGAAAUUCCGCGUUUGGUAGUUCUCGAUUCUUUGAAUUAUGGAUGUUUGACUGUACCGGGAAAUUAGCCAAGAGUGAGAGUUCAAUGAUUUCCGGUGUGUACGUGUCGUAUGCCCGUACCACGUUUUAUUUAUUGCGGAUCUUGACAUGACUGCUUGUGUCGUGUACAUAUGCGUAGUAUUAAGUAUUUAACUCGUUCGUCGUUUAGCGUGGUGCUGAAGAGCGCUUACGUCCAUCUGUGAUAUUUUAGCGAGUAAACGGUAGCAAAAGAAUAAUAAUAUAAACUUUUCCGAAUCGGGAGAAGCGCCAAUGAAGCGUUAAGGUUAAAGCAAUGUACUUUACAAAAAAGAAAUACAUUGACAGGAAUGUGAUAUUUUCUAUUAAGACUGAAAUAUCUAGAUAUAUUUUUUUUAUACUUGGCCGAAGAACCCGGUCAAAAUUAAACCUCAAAUAACUUAACAUUUUUAUGUCGUGUAUUGUUUUUUUUUUUUUUUUUAAUUAUAAAAAGAAAAGGUUGUUGAAGUGCGAUUCUCUGAAAUCGGACCGAGCGCGCGCAGAUAUUCGUUGUGCACAAAAAGUUAUUUCAUUAUUCUGUAAUGUUAUCAUCGCGCCAUUGCAUUGUAACGAUUGACGAUUUUACAUAAUAUUUAAUAUUUUUCAAUCAAUAUCUUCCUUUGAUUGUAAUCUCAAAGUACCCCUAGUAAUCGUAAGUCUCGACCAGAACUGUUUUGAAAUCAAAUGUGAUCCUCAAAGAAGCGCGAUUUUGGUCACGUUUAGUGUAUAGUGUUUUUCAUUGAAAAAAAAUUUAUAGUCACAUGGCGCCCACUUAUUAAAACUCUCUAAACGAUAAUGAUAGAAUUAUUUAUACUCUUCUGUAAGUUUCCAGCAAGUGCAUUUCUUGAAUGUAAUACAGUAUUAAUAUUAUAUAGUUGUAAUUUAAAUAUAUCUUUCAUUUUCUUAU